AACCGUUAUUCUUUGAAGUUGGCACAUUGUGAAAUAUUCAGGAGUAAAAACGGAAUAUAUAAACUGAUUUUGGGAAAGCAGAGUGACUGUUUUCUCCUGUAUGAUACAUGUGGUGAUGAUUUAAGAAUGCCAGUAAAGAGCCUUCUCGAAUGACACAGCCCUCAAAUGUUCUGUUGCACAGAUGAACAACUGGAUUUGUCAAUUUUGUCUCCAAAGCCUGGAAAAGAAGUCAAGAUGGCUUAUUUAAUGAAUCCAGAAUCAUCCAGUCCAUGUUUUUCCAGAAAGGUAGUUUUUAGGUUGACACUGAAGGUGUAAUGAUUUCUGGUUUUCUUUCUCUCUCUUUUUUUUUUUUUUUUUUUUGCAGUAUUGUUUCUCUCUAUCUCUGCACAUAUACUGCACACGCAGUGUAUAUUUUGACUGCAUAUGCUACCUCUCAGUUUGUUUGCUUAAGAGGCUUCAUCAGCUGAGCUUGCUCUGCAUAGACCACAGAGGCGCUGUCCAUGGUGCUGCAGUUAUGCGCCUCUGAGAGUCUUUGUAUGGAGGAGGGGGUACUGUAUAGCUUACUGUAUGUAGAAAUAUAUAUAUUAAUAUUGUUAUGUAACAAUAUAUCACCCCCUGACGUCUGAGACAAACGGUUUGGCUUCAUAAAUAUACUUUGAUGUGAUAAACUUAUUGUAAGACACUGGCAGAAACAAGCGAGGUAUGAGUCCAGUGAUGCCAAAAAAAAUUGCAAAAUAAAAUGCAUAUGUGUGUAUAAAUGACGUCAUUUGCUAUAUUUGCUGAUAACUAAACUACGUUCGACACAUGUCACCAAUAUUCACAAGCAGCCACAUUUGCAUUGCUUUCUUCAAAGCAACGUUAAAGCAUGUGAAACGCUCAGGUAACCAUCAUCAUCUGCGGCAGCUUAAUAAUGCCUGUUUUAUUUUUUUUUAUUUAUUUGCGUGGUUGUUUAACCAACAGUUAUCCGACGGGAGCUCUGACUUAAUAAAUAAUUAAAGUGGACGGAGGGGAGCUGCAGCUGAUUUGCUGAUGUCAGGGAGCCAGUGCAGCAUUUCAUGGUGCAGGGUGUAAACGCGCGGUGCCAUCAGCCUCGAUCGGUGCUCUCUGUAAACCUCACACAUGCAAGCCCGGCAAGAAAGAUGCUGCCAACUCUCAAGAUUUGGGCAUUGCUUUCUGUGUCGCUUUGCUUCUUCUCUCAACCGGGUCAUUUGAAGAAAGCUUUCCGAUGUCCUUCAACAUGCAGCUGCUCCAGGGAGUCUAUCAUUUGCGUCGGGUCCUCCUAUGUCCCAAGGAUUUCCCCCAACGACAUCAAUUCUUUGAGUAUCGUCAAUGGGACUUUCUCCGACGUCAAAGAGGCAAUGUUUUCCCACAUGCCAUCUCUCCAGCUACUGCUUUUGAAUUCAAAUUCUCUCACAACUGUACGGGAUGAUGCAUUCUCAGGCCUUCCACAUCUGGAAUAUUUGUUCAUUGAGAGUAAUAAGAUUGAGACUGCGUCCAAAUAUGCCUUCAGAGGACUCAGGGACUUGACUCACUUGUCUUUGGCAAACAAUAACAUUAAAUCUUUGCCGAGGGACAUCUUCAUUGACUUGGACUCACUGAUAGAGUUGGACCUCCGAGGCAAUGCCUUUGAGUGUGAUUGCCGUGCCAAGUGGCUGAUGAUGUGGCUGAAGAACACCAAUGCCACAGUGUCGGAUGUCGUGUGUGCUGGACCAGAGGACAUGAAGGACAAGCGCCUCAAUGAUAUGACUAGCCUACACAACGAAUGCAUCUCAACAGAUUUCGUCCUACAUCAGUCUGUGGCAUCUGAGUCUCUGUCUGUUGACACAUUCAGCUAUAAGAAUGAUGUCUAUGUGACUAUUGCUGCUCCCAGCACAGACAGCUGUAUGGUUUUCCAAUGGGACCACAUAGAAAUGAACUUCAGGACGUAUGAUAACAUCACAGGUCAGUCGAUUGUGGGGUGCAAGUCAGUUGUCAUCCAGGAUCAGGUGUUUGUCAUCGUGGCACAGCUCUUUGGUGGUUCCCACAUCUACAAGUUCGAUGAGGACCAAAGCAGGUUCAGCAAGUUUCAGGACAUUGAGGUGUCCAAGAUCUCCAAGCCGAAUGACAUUGAGGCAUUCCAGAUUGGUUCUGACUGGUUCUUUGUGAUUGCUGACAGUUCAAAAGCGGGCUUGUCCACCCUCUACAAAUGGAACGAUAAGGGCUUUUAUUCAUACCAGUCACUGCAUGAGUGGUACCGUGACACAGAUGCAGAGUUCUUGGACUUGGAUGGGAAGGCCCACCUUAUUUUGGCAAGCCGCUCGCAGGUCCCAGUGAUCUAUCAGUGGAGCCGGAGCAACCAGAAGUUUGUCCUGCAGGGCGAGAUCCCCAACAUGGAGGAUGUUGUAGCUGUAAAGCACUUUCGGAUCAAGGAAGAACUCUACCUGGCUAUGACACGCUAUAUUGGAGACUCAAAAGUUCUGCGUUGGGGUGCCAAACAGUUUGCAGAGAUCCAAGCCUUGCCCUCACGAGGCUCCAUGAUUCUCCAGCCGUUCUUUUUCAAAGACCGUUACUACCUGGCCCUGGGAAGCGAUUACACCUUCUCACAGAUCUACCUGUGGGAUGAUGAAAAGAAACUCUUUGACCGCUUCAAGGAGGUGUACAUCCAGGCACCGCGCUCCUUCACUGUGGUUUCCACUGACCGCAGGGACUUCAUCUUCACCUCUAGCUUCAAGGGAAACACACAGAUCUUUGAGCACAUCAUCAUUGACUUAAGCUUGUGAGGGGCUGUGCCUUAUUGCCCGUCCUGCAAUCGAACGUCUUCCACUAAAAAGAUACAUUUGUGAAGGGAAAAGAAAAGACGAGAACAGACUUAAUGAACUGUCAAAUAUAACUUCCUACAUAGUUUUCUGUUACAAAUAAGAGCUGGGUCAGGUAGUGUUUGGAAUCAUUUUAGUUUCUUAAGGUGUCUUGACUAUUUCUCAAUGGCCUUUUAUCUCUUAUUAUUUUUUCUCAUGGCCUCUCAGACUUUCAGAGAUACUACCAUUUCACAAGGUGUGAGAGUGAGAGUCAAGUAAGGUGGCAGUUGUAUAAUGCAGCUGAUAAUUCUGCUAAAAAUCCAGCUAUGGGUGGAAAGAUUUAAAAUCAAAUUUCAUGUAUUUGGAUGUAUAGAUUUCAGUUUAAUAUCCCCUAUGUUAAUGGUUUUGUACCCCCCAAAAACAUACACCAGGACCUGAGAGAAAGAUAAUUUUACUACUGAGGGUGUAAAAGGUGUGGUUGCCACUUACCUCAUGUCCUCUUACCCUGUGGUAAUGUACAGUAUGUUGCCUUAUCAGCACUGGGGUUCUGUGCUCUGAUGGGCCCACAGUGCCUCCCUCUGGCCGUGAUAAAGUAUCACACCCCUUUGCUUAUUCCAUACAGGGAAUGUCUUGAAAGCACAAACCUUUAAUUAUAAUAGCUGAGACCCCAGCCCUUAGAGUGUAGUUGUUAAGUGGAAAAUGUUACUGUAGGUGCUAUAGAUUAUAUUGCGUACAGUAAAAAAA
Messenger RNA from Larimichthys crocea (large yellow croaker), 3518 nucleotides. It is a transcript of the gene lgi2a, whose product is annotated as leucine-rich repeat LGI family, member 2a. NCBI's taxonomy places the organism in Eukaryota, Metazoa, Chordata, Actinopteri, Sciaenidae. Gene Ontology annotation, biological process: inhibitory synapse assembly. Bases 1056 to 2759 code for a protein of 567 amino acids. The record is from RefSeq and is a predicted model, not a curated record. Gene Ontology annotation, molecular function: protein binding. The transcript is spliced from 8 exons.